Messenger RNA from Colletotrichum spaethianum, 558 nucleotides. RefSeq lists its product as uncharacterized. Bases 1 to 558 code for a protein of 185 amino acids. The transcript has a single exon. Lineage: Eukaryota; Fungi; Ascomycota; Sordariomycetes; Glomerellales; Glomerellaceae. The record is from RefSeq and is a predicted model, not a curated record.
AUGCCGACCAUCAUCCGACCGCACGACAAAGUCGUGGGCAAAUGCACACAUGCGCCAUCACCUCGUCGAGACUUUUUCAAGCAGGUAUCGCGCGAGGCUUCAUCUCGGGAGUCUGUCCAAACAUCCGUAUCCGACGCAGACAAUGGCACUAUCUUAGCCUGCCAAAACAGGUUCAUGUACACAGUGCUCCGCGCCUGGCAGCAACACUUACACCUCGGGCUGCGGCCCGAUGAUGUCUGGUUAGCCGUGCUCGUCCAAUUCAACUUCUUCGUCAACGGGGCUAGCCGCGCUGAAGCCUUGCGCGACCGCUUCGUCGCCCACGAGGGCCAACACGAGCUCGUUGUCGGAAGCGGAGCCGGCCAGGCUAUUGAAAAAAUCGACGUGGCAGCAUCGACGGAGCUUCUUGUUGUUCUUCUCCGCAAGAAGCUGGUCGAUGCCAACCUGACCGACUGGCUGCUUCCGACCUUUAGCACGACCUUGCCGCGUGACCGCUCGACUGGCGCCGCCGUAUUUCUAGGGACCAUGAAGCAUUACUUCACCUACGGCAUGGUUGGUUAG